AUGCCACCGCAUGCGGGUCCUGUCGACGCAACUCCCUUCCGUCGUUUCCCCACUUCCGCAAUUUUCCCCCUUUCCGACAUUUCCCCCCUUUCCGCCAUUUCACCACCUUCCGCCAUUUCCCCCCUUUCCGCCAUUUCCCCCCCUUCCACCAUUUCCCCCUCUUCCCCAUUUCCCCCUCUCCCCCUCUUUUUCCCUCCCCCCCUCUUUCCCCGCAUCUCUCCCCCACCUCCAGCGUUCCGCCUGGAGCUCCCGACGUUCCGCCUGGGUCUGCCGAGCCUCUUCGCGUACCACCGCAAGCCGCUCGUGUCGAAGCAGGGAACGAGCUUCGCGACUGCCGCGGCUGGCGCGCGAAACUGGGUGUACGCGGGGAAGACUCGUAGCUUGCAGACCCAGAUAGCGUACAUGCAGGAGUACAAGGACAAGCGCCAGAACAACCCGCAAGUGAUGCUGGACCAAUCACUGAUUAUGAUCAGCGCGGGAACCAACGACUACGUGUUGGCGCUUCUCGGGCAGUCGGGCGGGCAGAGCGUGGAGCAGGUGUUGUCUGCUACGACAGGGGCGAUAGUCAAAGCAGUGCAGGACCUCAACGCCAUGACCAAGACCACCAAGAUCGUGGUGUUCGACGUGCCCCCUCUCGGGUGCAUCCCAGCCGUGCGUUACUUCGAGAAGACCCCCGCGGGGCAGUGUGACGCGGCAGCGAAUAAGUUAGCCGACCAGCACAACACGGGGGUGCGGGUGAAACUGGAGAAGCUGAGGCAGCAGGGGGUGACCAACCUCAUCCUGUUCAAACAGAGCACCGUGUAUCGAGUCAAGGGCACCGCUGCAGGUGGUUUCAUUGACCAAACGUCAGUUUGCUGCGAAGGUAAAACACCCAGCGGAAAGCUGAUAGCAUGCGGGCAGACGGUGAAAGAGGGCGGCAAGAGCUACAGUGCAACCGCGUGCAAGGACCCGACUAAGUAUGUGUGGUGGGACUGGUACAAUCCCACUGAGGCGUUUAACGAAGUGCUGUCGGGGAUUUUGUGGCACAGCAACAGUGUUUCAUAUGUGUCUCCGUUCGGACUUAAGGCAAUUGUUGACAAGUAG
Messenger RNA from Closterium sp. Naga37s-1, 1083 nucleotides. The record is from the annotation of a GenBank genome assembly. NCBI's taxonomy places the organism in Eukaryota, Viridiplantae, Streptophyta, Zygnematophyceae, Desmidiales, Closteriaceae.